UAUAUAUUGAUUGUUGUGCUUUUAUUUAUGUCAAUGACAGAUUGACAAUAAAGUUGACUUUGACACACACACAGACACACACACACACAGUGUUUCUCAUGGGUGUGUGUGUUCUCACAGAGAGGUACAUGCAGCAGCUGUUUGGUUCUAACUCGGUCCGGAUGUCUUUGGAUCAGAAGGCGGUGCUGCUCGUCAGCAAAGUGAACGAGAGCCGGCGCCACGUGCCCCCCUUCACCACCUGUAAGGACCCCAGGAGCUGGAGGCCCUCGGCUCAGAGCAGCGCCCCCCCCCAGGAGGACAGUGAGGACGAGAGUGCAGAGGGGGAGACCCCGGAGGGGGGGAGGCACGACCCCGGCGGUGUGUCUCUGGACGUGUGUGUCUCCUCGGAAGACAAGCGUUACUUCCUCAGUGAGACGGACGACCUCUCCAACCUGGAGCUGAGCGUCCUGCAGAGCCCCAGAGACACCCAGCUGUGGAUCAAACUGGCCUUCAAGUACCUGCAGCAGAGCGAGGCGUGUGCAGCGGAGGGUCUGGAGGCCGCCCUCAACACGCUGUCCCGGGCCCUGGAGAGUAACUGCGGGGACCCCGAGGUGUGGAGCCACUACCUCAGCCUGUUCUCCAGGAGGGGCAGCAGGGACGAGCUGCAGCAGAUGUGUGAGAUGGCCGUGGAGCACGCGCCGCACUACAGGGUGUGGUGGGAGUUCCUGACGCUGGAGGGCUCCUUUGAGGGGAAGGACUUUGUGUGCGAGCGCCUGCUUCAGUUCCUGCUGAUGGAGGCGCCCCCCUCCUCCUCCCAGCUGAUGGAGGCACCCCCCUCCUCCUCUCUGCUGAUGGAGGCACCCCCCUCCUCCUCCCAGCUGAUGGAGGCGCCCCCCUCCUCCUCUCUGCUGAUGGAGGCACCCCCCUCCUCCUCUCUGCUGAUGGAGGCACCCCCCUCCUCUGACAGAGGCUCCUCCCCCUCCUCAGUCAGAGACUCCUCCCAGCUGAUGGAGACGCCCCCCUCCUCUGACAGAGACUCCUCCCAGCUGAUGGAGGCGCCCCCCUCCUCUGCCAGAGGCUCCUCCCCCUCCUCUGACAGAGGCUCCUCCUCCCAGCUGAUGGAGGCCCCCCCCUCCUCUGACAGAGGCUCCUCCCCCUCCUCUGACAGAGGCUCCUCCCCCUCCUCAGACAGAGACUCCUCCCAGCUGAUGGAGGCGCCCCCCUCCUCUGCCAGAGGCUCCUCCCCCUCCUCUGACAGAGGCUCCUCCUCCCAGCUGAUGGAGGCGCCCCCUUCCUCUGACAGAGGCUCCUCACCCUCCUCUGACAGAGGCUCCUUCCAGCUGAUGGAGGCGCCCCCCUCCUCUGACAGAGGCUCCUCCUCCCAGCUGAUGGAGGCGCCCCCCUCCUCUGACAGAGGCUCCUCCCCCUCCUCUGACAGAGGCUCCUUCCAGUUGAUGGAGGCGCCCCCCUCCUCUGACAGAGGCUCCUCCCCCUCCUCUGACAGAGGCUCCUUCCAGCUGAUGGAGGCGUUGCUGUAUCGGGUGCAGCUGCAUCUGUUCAGCGGGCGGGGGGGAAGCGCGCUGGCUCUGCUGCAGGGCGCCCUGAAGGCCCCUCAGCUCCGCAGCCUGUUGGACCACCUCUCCCCCUCGCACCGCGCUCUGCUCUGGCUCUGCUUCGUCCACCUGACGGAGUUCAGCCGGCUGCCGAGCCUCUUCCUGCCCGCUGAGUCCGGGCCGGGGCGGCUGGUCAGCACAGAGAGCUUCCUGAUGCCCUGGAGGACGCCUCGGGACAUCAGGACGCCCACACACACUCUGAUCCAGCUGUUCCAGGACGGCGUGCUGCAGUGCAGUGACGAGCGUCUGUCCGUCAGCGAGAGGAUGCUCGCCUGCCUUCCUCUGCACAACAACCUCCUCUUACUCUACCGCCUCCUGGAGAGGUAUGAUGAGGGCGUGGCCCUGUGUGAGGCGCUGCUGCUGGUGUGUCCUGACUCCGCCCCUCUGAGAGUCUCUCUGUCCGAGCUGCUGCUGCUGAGGGGCGACACCGAGGGGGGGGUCAACACCUGGCUGACCGCUCUGACAGAGAGCCCCCACAAUGCCGAGCUGCUGUACCACUGCUGCUGCUUCCUCAGAGCACAGGAGAGGUGCAGCGCCAUCGCUCCGCUGGUCCGAUGCUUCAUGCUGUCGCUGUGUGAGGAGCAGAAGAGCGUCAGGGAGCCCGUGGACGUCCUGCGACAGCUGCUGGGUUUCCCCAGCGAGGAGCUGCAGAGAGCUCCGAUCAUCACAGAUCUGCAGGAGCCGCUCCGCCAGCAGAGAGCCUACCUGCACCUCAUACACUGCUGCUGGCAGCGGCUGCACGGAUCAGUGGACGACACUGUGGACGCCUACGAGAGAGCGCUGGGGUCCGUCCUGCAGCGAGACCAGCUGCACACUCUGUGGAUGGAGUACCUGGAGUUCAGCUCUGUGUCCCUCAAUCGGUCCAAACGGUUCUCAAAUCUGAUCCAUCGCUGCCUCAGCACCGUCCCGUCCCGCUUGUGUGUCCCCUUCAACCCCGCUGAGUUCUGGAGCUGCUACACUUUCCACAACAAGGUGGUAACGCUCUACCUGCGCUGUCUGCCGAAAUCCCAGCAUGCUCUUGUUCUGGAGAGACUAAGAUACGCCAUGCCCAACAACACUGAACUGGGUCUGAGGUUGCUGCAUCAGGAGUGGCAGGAUGGAAACAUGGAGCACCUGAAGUUCCAGGUCCGGAUGCUGAGCAGCCAUUCUCCCAAGUGCCUCGCCUACUGGAACAUAGCGAUAGCUGUGGAGAAGGAGCUGAAGCUAACUUCUGAGGUGCGACGUCUGUAUCAUCAAGCUCUGACCAACCUUCCUCUGUGUGCUGAGCUGUGGAAAGAUCGCCUCCUGGCUGCAGCAGCUGAUGGAGACGGACCCGCCCGGCUGCGGCGGCUGCUCUCCAGGGUUCAGCAGGUGGGAGUGAGUCUCGGUCUCAGUGAGCGUCUCACUUUAGUGACCGAAGAUCAGUGACAUUAAAGAUUAAUAAGCUGUAGAUGAGUGAGAGCAGACCGAGGUAAGACGGAGCCCCCCCACCCCCCAACAGAGAGUCCACAUGUGUCUCAUCAUGGACGUAAGUAUAGACCUGCUGAGUGACCCGGUGAUGAAUCCAUGUUUCUGUUUCUGUCACUUUUCAUUUGGACCUCAUUCCCACCCUUUUUAUUUUACCUGAGCCCCCCCCCCCCACCCCCCACCCCCCCUCCUGUAGCAAUGCUGCAUCUGCACGUUGUCUUUUCUUUGUCUCCUGAGGAUACACAAGACUUUUAUUUUGAUAAAGAUCAAUAUGAAUAUUUUGAGAGGGACUGCCCGGCUGCAGGACUCGCGGCUCUGCUGGAUUGUUUUUUUCUUUUUCUCAAAGUUCUCUCAUGACAUGAUUAAAGAGUAUCCCAGCGGAGAGGAGAGGAGUCCUUCCACUGUUGUUUUUUAUAUGUUGGAUUUAAAUGUUAUUAAAUUAUUUUCUAAAUAUAAAAGAAA
Molecule: messenger RNA, 3500 nt
Organism: Gymnodraco acuticeps
Lineage: Eukaryota; Metazoa; Chordata; Actinopteri; Perciformes; Bathydraconidae
Gene: zfc3h1
Product: zinc finger C3H1 domain-containing protein
Exons: 17
Coding region: 99-2999 (966 amino acids)
Biological process (GO): RNA processing
Cellular component (GO): nucleus; exosome (RNase complex)
Molecular function (GO): protein binding
Source: RefSeq, a predicted model, not a curated record